AUGACCGUGACGAUCGAGGCAGUCUCCAAACCUGUCGUUUCGGCCAAGGGCCAGGCCGCGCUCGACGAGCUCCUCGCCAAGCGUGUCGACUCGCGUCUGAUUCCCGCCGCGACAUUCGGCGCAACAACAGCUGACGGCCCGAUAUACUUUGCGGCCCGCGGUGAGCGCGUUCUAGGCGAGCCGGACAAGGGCCAGGUCGACGACAAGACGAUGCUCCAGCUAUACUCGAUGACCAAGCUGGUCACUACCGUCGCCGUACUGCAGCUCGUUGACCGCGGCCUCAUCGACCUCGAUGACGCUCAACUCGUUGAGAAGCAUUGUCCUGAACUCUGUGCACUGCCGGUCUUGACUGGGCAGGACGGAGACACGCUCCUGUCAACGCCUCGUACGCAGCCCAUCACCACCCGGCGCCUCCUCUCGCACACUUCGGGGCUCGCGUACACCUUUUCGUCCUCGCUCCUGGCCGAGUGGCACCAGCAAAAUCAGCCGCCUCUCCACCAUGGCGAGCAGACCACAAAGGGCUUUGAGGAGCCACUCGUAUUCCAGCCCGGUGAGCGAUGGCUUUAUUCAAUUGGCAUCGACUGGGCAGGGAUUCUUGUUGAGCGCAUCUCUGGUCUCAACCUGCAGGAAUACUUCCACCAGCACAUCUUUGGCCCUCUGGGUCUGACGGUGGACGACAUCACGUUCGUUCCGACCGAUGACGUACGUGCGCGCAUGCAGCAAAUCUGCAAGCGCCUUCCUGACGGCUCUUUGGUCCACGGGGUACCGAUGCGGCCACUUGACUACACUGCGGAGACGAUCGGACAACUCAGCGGUGGCGGUGGACUGCACGGCACUGCGCGUGCCUACCUUCGUUUCCUGCAAGGAAUCCUCAACCGCGACGAUGGUAUUGUCAGUGAGGCGGCUUUCGCCGAGCUCUUCACCGACUCACUGCCGGCCGAUGCUCCGCCAGAGGUCAAGAAGGGUCUCGCAGUCAUGACAAUCCGGACAAACUAUCACGAUCCCGAGCACACGGCCAACGACGCCCAGUUCCUGGGCCACUCGGUUGGCCUGGUCCUCUCGCUCAAGGACAGUGUUAACGGACGCCGAAAGGGUAGUGGAUGCUGGGACGGCGCGGCCAAGACGCAUUACUGGCUCGAUCCUGCCACAGGCAUUGCGGGCAUCUGUUUCACCCAGCUGCAGGCACCCAGCGCCGACGGCUGGCUGCGUGUGUACAACGAAUUUGAGCGUACGCUGUACGAUGCGCUAGAGUAG
Messenger RNA from Cutaneotrichosporon cavernicola, 1254 nucleotides. RefSeq lists its product as uncharacterized. The record is from RefSeq and is a predicted model, not a curated record. Lineage: Eukaryota; Fungi; Basidiomycota; Tremellomycetes; Trichosporonales; Trichosporonaceae. The coding region runs from base 1 to 1254 and encodes 417 amino acids. The transcript has 3 exons.